Messenger RNA from Pseudonaja textilis, 1055 nucleotides. Its product is annotated as interleukin-8-like. Gene Ontology annotation, molecular function: chemokine activity. The record is from RefSeq and is a predicted model, not a curated record. Gene Ontology annotation, cellular component: extracellular region. Gene Ontology annotation, biological process: immune response; chemotaxis; defense response. NCBI's taxonomy places the organism in Eukaryota, Metazoa, Chordata, Lepidosauria, Squamata, Elapidae.
CAACCAGUAAAAUGGUUUAAUUACUUCUGCUUCAGAGAACACCAGGAAAAAAUAAAUGUGUGUGGAAGUUUAUACAGACAGACAAAGACACAUAUAUGCCCAAGGGGAUUUUUUUUUCUUUUCUUUCAACCAGUCUUUUAAGGCCAUAUCUGCAAGUUCCGUUUAGGAAGGAAAGGUUUAUAAGGCGAAAAACACUUCUUCAAACCAUCCUUAUUGGGAAUCCUAUGAAUCCCAGCGAUGAUGAAGGGCCUGGUUUUGAUACUAACCCUUGCCAUAAUAGCCAGCCACAUCAAUCCGAUUUAUGGUCUGGCAAUGGAAGGGCAGGUCGCCUACUUGGGAAGAUGCAAGUGUUUAAGGGACGUUCCAAAGUUUUUUAGACCCAAACAAGUGAAACGCAUUCAAGUCAUCCCCAGAGGAAUACAUUGCCGAAGAACCGAGAUUAUAGUUACUCUGAUAAAUGAAAGGAAAUAUUGUGUCGACCCUGACAGUCCUCGGGUGAUUUCAUUGCUUGAACAGUUGGCCAGGAGGUAAUUUCAAAUGGAUUUUUGGGGGGGUGAACACAUCCUUCAGAUGUCUUGACAAAACAGCUGAUCCUGCAAAUAUCAGAUUAUGUUUCCAUAUGGAUAGAUUUAAUUGUAUACGUUCAAGUGGAAAUUUCUGCAUUCCUUGGAAAAAGCUAGUGGCAGAAGGCAGACACAAGGAAAUAAUGGCUGUUUUGGAAUAAAAUUCAAGAUAUUGUGUAUUUGCUUAAAGGAAACUUAACAAUUCUAGCAAAGCUACUAUUGAAUAAUUAUACUAUGCAGCUACUCCGCAGUUACCACCCAGAGCUAUGACUUCACAGCAGUUUUGCUUCUUGUAAGUUUUUAAUAAUUAUGUUCUCCGCAUAUGAUCUCUCUCUCCCCCAAACUUCACAUAGUCCUAAUCCUGCUCAUAUCCUAGAUUCCCUCAAAUAUUUUUUUUCUAUUUUGUAUUCUACAAGAAUGUCUUGAGCUGUUUGGCUGAAAAGAAAGGGAAAUUCACAAACCAUUCAGAAGCGUGGCAGUUGAUAAAAAAUA